AUGGCAAGCUUAACAAACCUCCCCAACGUCCAACUCCUUGCACUCGACGUAACCUCUUCAUCGAGCAUCGAGGCUGUUGUCGAAGCAGUGAAGAACGAGACUGGAGGAAGUCUCGAUUGCCUUUGUAACAACGCCGGCGCAUUAAUGAUGAUGCCAGUGUUGAACACUGAUGAAGAAGAGGCUAGAAAAAUGUUUAAUGUUAACCUCUGGGGCCCUUGGGCGAUGAUAAAGGCAUUUUCUCCUCUUAUUAUUAAGGCAAAGGGAACUAUUGCCAAUACUGGCUCUAUAGCGGGCUACUUGAAUGUCCCUUUCGGAGGAGCGUAUGCCGCAUCGAAAUCAGCCGUAAUGAUUCUGAGCGAGACGCUACGCCUCGAAAUGGCUUCAUUUGGCGUCAAAGUACUCACAGUUGUCACGGGAGUCGUUAACAGCAACCUUGGAUCAGAAAACACUGGGUUUCAGCUACCUUCGACUUCUCUUUACAAGGGCGCAGAGGAAGCUAUCAGAGAACGUGCCCUAGGCGGCGGCGGUGCGAAAAUGAGCACCGAAGAGUAUUGCGAGAAAUACGUCAAGGCAGUGGAGAGGGAAUCGAGCGGCCAGGUUUGGAUUGGCAACAGCACGACGGCAGUGAAAUGGGGCAAAUACCUUCCUGCAAAUGUUAUAGAUUCAUUGGUUUCUCAAGGAACAGGGCUAGACCAAGUUUAA
Molecule: messenger RNA, 702 nt
Organism: Trichoderma breve
Lineage: Eukaryota; Fungi; Ascomycota; Sordariomycetes; Hypocreales; Hypocreaceae
Product: short chain dehydrogenase domain-containing protein
Exons: 3
Coding region: 1-702 (233 amino acids)
Biological process (GO): triglyceride catabolic process; phosphatidic acid biosynthetic process
Cellular component (GO): endoplasmic reticulum; lipid droplet
Molecular function (GO): acylglycerone-phosphate reductase (NADP+) activity; triacylglycerol lipase activity
Source: RefSeq, a predicted model, not a curated record